AUGUCUGGGGACAGAACCUCCUGGGAUUGUUUACCUGCCGAGAUUCGAAGCGAGAUCAUUGGUCUCCUGCCAGUUCUCGGCGGGAGGUGCAGCCUGCUCGCGACCGUUGCCCGAGAAUGGCAAUCAAUUAUCGAGCCGCUCAACUUUGCCGAGAUCAGACUGACGGUACCGCGCCUUGCCGACCUUAACUCUCAAGCUAUUCUAACUGAAGCAGACGAUUGCAACCAAUGUGCUAACACUGACCGGGACCGUUGGGGCUUGGACGAAAUCGACAACCAAUUCAUCGCGGAUGCGUUUAAAAGCUUGUUCACGACACUCAGCACAUGGGAGCCCCGCGGUGACUUGGUCCUCGAUAUCAGUGUCUACUCGCCCAGUGACAACCAGCACUGGUUCAAGUACCUCAGCUUCUACUCAGACACAAACCUAGGCGAGGGCUCGUUUCGCCGUGGACACGAACAAGGAACGACCCUGAUAAAUGACCCGGCUCAUGGCUGGGUUGCCGGGCAGCAGGUCCUUGCUCCUAAAGAGCUCGCCAUAGAACAGACAUUCGAUGAGAUCAUGGGCGAGGGGCCUUUCGACGACGAGGAACCCGAGAUGCAGUGGUGGCGGGGUCUCCCCGUUGUACCCGUCGUCGGGGUCGUGCUCCUUCGCCAGCAGACCCGCCGACGAUGGAAGCCGGUUGCCCUUGCCAACAUGUUCACGCGGUUCCCUAACAUGAAGGAGCUUUGUUACGAACCCUGGAGGGAGUGGUAUGGAUGGACGCAGCCGCUGACCAACCAGCAUACAGGCACUCAGACGCUGAUCGAAUCUUUUUCCCGGACCAAAUUGUGCAAGCUGACGAUAUUCGAGAACUUCAACGAGUCAUACCCGGAGGGUAUUUCCGACUGUCCCGCUAUCAGGGUGCCGAACCCGGCCGUGAGCUGGAAACUUGCCCGCGCCAGCCUGCACCUCACGACGCUAUCCGCCUCUUUCAUGGCCGACGCCGGACACUUCUUCGCGGCGUGUCAAGAUUCAUGGACGUGGGAGAAGCUCACUUCUCUGGCGUUGACCUCGAGGGUCCUCACCGACAAUGCGGACACCUGGGCCAUCGACAACAUGCUUCGAGAUGCCGCUACCACAGCGCUCAAGAUGCCGAGACUUGAGACGAUGGAGUUAUGGAACGGCAGACGGGGUGUGGCAAUGCUCUUUCGCUACCAGAGGGCUCGAGGUGCGCAGUUGGCCAUCAUCACGGUACGGGGGACGUCGGAGCUUGCUCUAGGGAUUGCGGCCAUGCAAGCCUGGGACGUGGUCGCCCACCGGCAUUGUCAUGGCAGGGUCGUCGUGCAAACCUCUUUGAUCGAUCCAGAUGUGAUCCGAUGCCACGGCGAUGCGAUCCGCCAGCUGGGACUUUCGACUGAGGUCGCUAGGCCUGUCUCGCUGCGGCAAAUCCUCAGCGAGCAUAGGUUUCGGGCGUGA
Molecule: messenger RNA, 1455 nt
Organism: Capronia coronata CBS 617.96
Lineage: Eukaryota; Fungi; Ascomycota; Eurotiomycetes; Chaetothyriales; Herpotrichiellaceae
Exons: 3
Coding region: 1-1455 (484 amino acids)
Source: RefSeq, a predicted model, not a curated record